CAAGUAUACAUCCACGGCUCCUCAUCACGCUUUCCAUCUCCCGACGACGGCUUCCAUCCUCUGAGCAUCCAGCACCUCGACCUAACCGACGGCGAGGGCAGAUUCACUAGCGCGACCUCCGGGACCAAGAACCCGGCACCACCUCCAUCUAUCUCACAUCUCGCAACAAAGCCAGACUCCAGCAUGCCCUCCAAGCCCUUGCUGCACUACCUCCACCCAUCGCGCGGCGAGCGCAUCGUCUGGCUCCUCGAGGAACUCGGCGUGGACUACGACCUCAGCGUGCACCUCCGCGCGCGGUCGGGCUGGGCUGAGAAGACGCUGAAUGAGGUGUCGUCGCUAGGCAAGUCCCCCGCGCUCGAGAUCGACGGCAAGCUCCUCACGGAAUCCGGCUUCAUCACAUACUACCUCCUCAAGCACUUCUCCUCGCCCAACGUCGAGGCGAGCCCGUCGGACGCCAGCGUCUUCUGGUCGCACUUUGCCGAGGGGACCCUGCUUUUGUGGUCGCAGCCGACUGUCGUGCUCGGCGGCGGCGCGCGCGCGUUCGCCAAGAACGAGAGCACCAAGGCCGGCGCGCUGGCCCUGGCGGGGUGGUACACCUCAGAGGCGGGGCGCACGAUCGCGCCGGCACUGCAGCAGGCCGAGGAGUUUCUGGGGGAGCACGAGUGGUUCUCGGGCGGCGACAAGCCUGGACAGGGCGAUUUCAUGAUGGGCUACGCGCUCGACCAGCUCGCGCGCGGCGGCCAGCUUCCUAUCGGGCCAAAGACCAAGGCGUACAUCGCCAAGAUGAAGGCCCGCCCCGCGUUCGUGCGGGGCAUGGCGCGCGCCACGGCCGCCGCGGGCGAGCGCGGGGGCACGCGCGCCCCACUGCUCACUCACAUCGCCAUGGCAAAGCUCACACUACACUACCUCCACCCGUCGCGCGGCGAGCGUAUCGUGUGGCUCCUCGAGGAGCUAGGGCUCGAGUACGAGCUUGUCACACACCUCCGCACGGAACAAGGCUGGGCCGGCGAGUCGCUCAAGGCCAUCAGUCCGAUGGGCAAGUCCCCAGUCCUCGAGGUCGACGGGAAGAAGCUCACCGAGAGCGGGUACAUCACGCAUUACCUCCUGACUCGCCACUCUUCGCCCUCCGCCGAGGCGCCCCCAGGCGACGACAGCGUCUUCUGGGCGCACUACGCGGAAGGAACACUGCAGCUGUGGCUCCAGCCCGCGUUCAUGGUCGCCAAGGGCGUCGAGGGGUUCAAGAAGGUCGCGUGGUACAAGAUGCUGCCGGGGAUGAAGAUGGGCGCGGGGGCGUUUGGCGGGUGGUUUGCCGGCGUGGCGGAUACGAACAUUGCGGCGGCGCUGGGCGAGGUCGAGGAGUACCUGGUAGCGAAUGAGUGGUUCUCUGGGACGGAUAAGCCGGGACAAGGCGACUUCAUGAUGGGAUACUCGCUCGACGCGCUGGUCAACGGUAACCGCAAGGGCCAGUACGACGUCGGCCCGGCCACGCGCGCGUGGGUCGCGCGGAUGCGCGCGCGCGACGCGUACAAGAGGGGGCAGGAGCGGAUCGCUGCCGGCGUGGCGGCCGCUGAGAAGGAGCAGAAAGCGUAGGGGUGUGUAUGCAAGUAUGUAUGUAAGCGGGCCGGGGUCCGACGCCACGAGUGGUCAAUGUCAGGACGAGCAGGCCACGGCGCCGUUGGCUGUGGGGUGGUGUGGCCGCC
Messenger RNA from Vanrija pseudolonga, 1700 nucleotides. Its product is annotated as Glutathione S-transferase 3. The transcript is spliced from 8 exons. NCBI's taxonomy places the organism in Eukaryota, Fungi, Basidiomycota, Tremellomycetes, Trichosporonales, Trichosporonaceae. The record is from RefSeq and is a predicted model, not a curated record. Bases 184 to 1590 code for a protein of 468 amino acids.